AUGCUGUUAACUCGAGCAGAAGUUAAACAAAAAUGUCAAAAUAUCGUCGGGAUUUUGAAUAAUUUCCCGGAUUUCGACCAUUUCAACCAGACCGACAUCAAGCUGGGCGAGAAGCCCGUCCUGUUCAGAAGAAGCCCGGAAAAGUAAGUCUGCUAGCCAACUUCAAUAUUUAAAGGUUAUAUGUUAACGAUGUUAUCGAAAAGUUGCCAAAAUCAUGUCUUAUUUUCAAAACCUCACUAUUCUUUAAAUUUUUUGGUUAUUGCAUGACCAAACCAGUACUUGUGCCUCAUAAACCAACCACAUUAUGUCAUCAUAUAUCUUGUAAUCAUUAUUUUAUAGCCUACACGCAGGAAUAGAACCAAUCAAAGUGCCAGUAGGCCAUCUUGGUCUCCUUGUUGAAGUACAAUUUGGUAUUAUCGUCGGAGAAAAGAUUGAAAGUUACAAAAAAGAAGAUUUCCCCAAUAAAAUAUCAGGAUAUGUAAUCGUAUUGAGUUUUACAACCAGGUAGGGCAGUUAUCGUUUUAGAAACAGUAAUAAAAGCUUUUGAAACAUCAAAAGCAGUAAAUGUUUUAAAAUUACUAUACCAACAUAAAACUGCUUUACAGGGAAUCAAAAUACGAAUGCCAAGACAAAUCAUUCGCCUUAGUCAACGAAUUCGACAGCAGUGUAUCCAUAUCUGAUGUCAUCCCGGUCGAUUCCAUCAAAAAACCGGACGCUGAAGUGGUAAGUUGGAAACAGUAAAGUAAACUACUUACUAUUUACUUUCCAUAUAUAUAUAUGAAUAACAACCUUACAUAUAUUACACAAUAACACUAAAAAGCCAUUUUAAAUACGAUGUGACUGACCUAAUUAACUAUCAAAUAAACCCAAACUUUAGAUUUGGAAUCGCCUAGACGGUGAGGAGAUCCAACGUGCCACACUCAAAGAUAUGCGAUCUACAGUGGCAGAAACGGUCGAAUUCAUAUCCAACUAUGUUGUACUAGAAGAAGGUGACAUCAUCCUAUGUGGACCUGCCAAAGAACCUCACUAUGCUAAAGUUGGUCAAAAAUUAGAAGCCGGAAUCGAAAAUGAAAUCAGAUUCGAAGUUACGAUUGGAAAGGCUACAGAGUUCACGACAGAACUGCACGAUGUCACUGCUGACAGACAUUACGAAGAGGAGGGGGAGAUCGUUCAUGAACCCGAACAUAUCACCGGUGCUCCUGCUUAA
Messenger RNA from Bursaphelenchus okinawaensis, 1207 nucleotides. The record is from the annotation of a GenBank genome assembly. Lineage: Eukaryota; Metazoa; Nematoda; Chromadorea; Rhabditida; Aphelenchoididae.